CCAUUUGAUGAUGUCGAGACUCUGCGAGCCGAGGUGGAAAAUGCGCAACAGCUCUUGGGGAAGGAGUGGUAUGAGCCCGUCACAGCAAAGGAGCUGGAGGCCAUCAAGUCUGCAAUGGUGAGCGGGCCGAGGGACAUCUCGACGCACUCGGGCCAUUGGUAUAAGUGCCAGAAUGGACACGUGGUUAGUUUUGCGCAACGAACCCCCGGGACAGGCCGGGGUGGAUGGAAGGAGAACAACCAUACGGAUCUCGGCACUAAGAACACCAUCGUCGAUGAUCACUUCAGUUUUGUUGCCAUUAUCGACUGGGAGUUCGCGCAGACUGCUCCAUGGCAGGCCAACCCCAGUCCUAUGCCGUUUCCUUUGCUAGGAUCAGACACCGAGGACAUUCUCAGAGAUCCUAGCCAUCUCGCCUACAAUAAUGUGUUACGGCAAGACGUUUCUCGACGAAUCUACCGCCAGAAGUUCCAAGAGGCUGAGAGGAAACUAGAGGGGGAGGCUGAGCUCUUGAAGGGUCCUUCACAGACACUCUAAACAGCUCAGCACUAAAGAUAUAUGCUUGAUUCACUAGCCUAGGCCGUUUACAGCAGGCUGAUAGGGGCCUACUGCGUGAGAUGGUGCGCCUUGCCUUCGGGGUGGAUGCAGCAAAGUUGAGGGGUAUCUCUGGGAGCUAGAGU
This is a messenger RNA of Lasiosphaeria miniovina, 677 nucleotides long. RefSeq lists its product as uncharacterized. The coding region runs from base 115 to 534 and encodes 139 amino acids. The transcript has 2 exons. Lineage: Eukaryota; Fungi; Ascomycota; Sordariomycetes; Sordariales; Lasiosphaeriaceae. The record is from RefSeq and is a predicted model, not a curated record.